AUGGAAGCUCCCGAUCCCAUCGCCCGGGCGCUGGCUCAGCCACACAUUGUCCAGGCCAUCUGUAGCCAUCUGCCGAAGAAAAGCCUCGGUUCGGCUUCUCUCGUCAAUCGCGACUUCUUCAACUUUGCCACAGAGGAGAAAUGGUUCGCGGGCUCGCUAUCGACUCUUGCACUCCGCACUCAGAUUAGCCGGCGGCAGCUCUUCGCCUCCAAGGUUCGUCGCCUGGUCAUGACUCCCACAAAGAUGGUCCAGUACAGCAAAGCUUUUCGCAGAAUCCAAUUCAGCGGCCUCAAGUACUUGUCACUGGUCAGCUACUCGGGGUUGCGUGAAGAGGACGAGAAAGCGGCGAUUGACAGAGAAUUAUUGCAUCGCUAUCUUCAGCCGCAGCUUACCCAUCUGGUUCUGCGAAAGAGCCGCAUCACGGAUCUGUUUCUGCAUGAAGUCGAGAGCACGUGCCAAAAUCUGCGAUCUCUGCGACUGGACCUUCUCUGGGCCCAUUAUACAGACGAGGCGCUGGCAGCACUCAUUGCAGCCAACCCCCUUCUCGAGCAUCUCCGCGUCAAGCCACGAGACAGGGAGAACUCUGAGGCGUUUGCAGGGGACGAACUUCAUCCGCUCACAGAUGAUGUCAUGGACGCGACUCUGCUACAGUGCGCUCGCCAGCGGAAGCUGCUCUCGUUGCGGAUCGGCACCGACGUGAUCUUGAAGCCGGAACCUUUUCAGCGCAUCUGCGACCAGGUGCCUGAGCCAUUUCCUCUAUUGAGAGAAUUUUCGGGAUAUGUUCCUUCUAUGGCGGCCCCUCUGCUCGGGCAGUGGUGCAAACAUAUGCAUCAGCUCGAUAUGGUUUUCGAUGACAGCGAGGUGCCUGUCUUGCGAGAAAUAUCCAAGAUGAAGAACCUCCGAAGCAUGGAAAUUGACUUGGCUUCAGGCGCAACAAUUUGUAGUCUGGACAUGGUGUCGCUACAAGCUCUGUCAAAGCUAGAAGUCUUUUCCUUGAUCUGCGAGGACAAGUCAUGGCCUCAGUUGCCCCUCGCGUGUGAUGAUUUCCAGAAAUGGAUGGCAUCAUUUCCAAACUUGAAUGUUUUUGAACUGGAAGUGAAUAUUGGUCGCCAUGACCAUUGUACUGAUGGUUGUCUGGCUACUUUGUCUCGCGGCUGGUCUCGCCUCGAGCGCCUCACGUGGCCAGGCAUAAUACAUUUCGGCAAGCUUGAUCUGGAGGAUUCAACAAUGCCUCUUUUCCCAAACCUCGAGGAUCUAACCGUGGAGAACGCGACAGUCUCCAAGGACAAUCAGUGGGUUCCCAAGUCAGUACCAUGA
Messenger RNA from Beauveria bassiana ARSEF 2860, 1317 nucleotides. RefSeq lists its product as uncharacterized. Lineage: Eukaryota; Fungi; Ascomycota; Sordariomycetes; Hypocreales; Cordycipitaceae. The transcript has a single exon. The record is from RefSeq and is a predicted model, not a curated record. Bases 1 to 1317 code for a protein of 438 amino acids.